Messenger RNA from Osmia bicornis bicornis, 4203 nucleotides. RefSeq names its product coiled-coil domain-containing protein R3HCC1L. Gene Ontology annotation, molecular function: nucleic acid binding. The transcript is spliced from 8 exons. Bases 1477 to 3147 code for a protein of 556 amino acids. Lineage: Eukaryota; Metazoa; Arthropoda; Insecta; Hymenoptera; Megachilidae. The record is from RefSeq and is a predicted model, not a curated record.
UAUUCAACCAUUGCAUCGAUCUUUAAUUGCGGUUAUCUUUCGUCUUUGCACUUUGUACGAGUAAAUAAAAGACGACAGGUUUUGAAACCGCGGAUAUUGGUUAAGUAGCCCUUCAUAAGCUACGGAAAUUGUAUCCGUCGUUAGAUAAUGAAGAAAAAUUUAUACGAAACGCAAAGUUUAAUGAAACGCAUUAUCUUCAUUAAUGACGACGAAAAUAAUCAAUUGCGCUCUGUUUGAGGUUAACUACCAAUGAAAAUAUUACAUAAGGACAUUGUAAUAUUUGUAAUACCAUUAAUGUUAUUAAUAUUAUUUUUACUCGUUUCAUUCACCUAGCGAAUAUUCACGACCCUCGUUCCGUAACGAAGCUGAUUAGUCGGAUAGAGAAAAAAGAUUUUUCAAAUCGAAGAUCGAAGCGUGCGCAGUGUUGCGUAACUAUCGAAAUGACGGGUGAAAAAAGAAGGCAGCGAUUUUGAAUAACCUAUGGCCAACGACAUGGAUAAUUGUCAAUCUACCGAGUGCAAGAGCUCGCUUAGCGUAUGACGCUCACGUAUACGCGCGAUUACGUGAACCACGCAACGCUUACGAGAUUCAUCAGUCUGUUUCUUCUUUGUAGUUCAAGGCUUGUCGAUUUGCUCGUGACGGUAAACGUAAUUAGAAGAUAGAACUUGGAACGAGUCAGAGAAAAACAGGAUUAUGUACACGAUUGUUUUCUUCGACUGAUUUCAUUUCUUUUGGUUCAUGAAAGCACACGUAGCCGCGUGAUUGUACCGCGCGCAACACGCUUCGUUCCACUUGAACGGAUCGACGUGUAAUUUAACAAUCCGUAAAGGUGAAAACCUAUCUCGCUUUCGUUACGCUCCUUGGAUCGUUUAUAUACGAUUGCAAACACUCUACUGUAUCGGCUGUAUCGACUUCCAAAUACACUUCCUGUUCCUCCUCUUAUUACGAUAUCAUCUGUGUACUUUCUAAAAGCAUGCAUGCCUCUGGUUACGUCCUAUGUAUACAUGUAUUUAAUAAAUUAAAUGCGUUUUGCGCCGAGCCGGUCGAACGUAAUAGCCGGUUUCCAAAGCUCGAACAGCGGUUACACGGUGAAACGUUAUAGCAAGGUCGUAAGACGGUAACGGUAUGCGAUAGGGUUACGAGUGCAAGGAUGACUCUAAUUUAAGGAAAGUAACGAAGGAGAAAGUGAACGUUAUGUAAAAGUUAAGCCGGCGCCGCGCGGCGUUCAUGGUGUUCAUCUGACGGGAUACGGACGAUAAAGUACUCGUCUUUCCACCUGUAAACAACUAUCGGAGAUUCAUCAUACACCAACUGGUGCAAGAUCGGUUCGUCGAUCUGCACACCUUCUCCAUCGGUCAGGGUUCGGCGAGAAGAACCGUCGUUUGUUACAAGAGUGACGUGAUAAGGGAUCCAAAACUGAAUGGUGUGCAGCAUAAGCCGAACUGCGCCACGAAGGAUAGCGACAAGCUGCUCGAGAUGGGCGUCGAAGGACGCCGAUCGCCGUCCGCUUCGCCAGAACGUGUGCGAGUUCAAAGACAAGCCAAGUCAACGCCAACGGUUGAAAUCUAUAGACCACCAGCUGCAAGGAGAGCCAGAAACGAGCCUCAAGGAAACGUGGACCAAGUUCAAGCGCAGCCUACCGAUUCGUCGUCUAUAAAAACUAUUCGUAAGAGAAGACCGGAUCGCGCUGUUUAUGUACCAAGACAUCGUAGAAGUUUAGAAACCGAAGGAAGCCCCCAAUCUGUAGAAGCCGUUCACGUUAAUCGUACUGUUAAAGACGGUUCGUCUUCAUCCUCUGUGUCUCAUGGACAAUCAAAGUUUAACGUAAAUCUAAAAGAAACGGAUGCUGAUGUUCAGCAAAGCGCAGAAUGUACGGAAAAGGGAUCAAACAUGUGUUCUGAUAAGGAUCAAAGUGACUUGGAGCGCGAAGACAGUCACUGUCUUCGGGGAGAUUCAAAGGAUACAGUGUCUACAACUGUGCCGGAGGAAUCUACUGUAGAAUCUAAUGUUAGAGAGAAAAUUAAACAAUCGGAUAGCUUAAAUGACGACGUGCCAAAGGAGACAAAUAAUUUUAUUAUCAAUGAUGUAAAAUGCGAGAUAACGAAUGCAUUUCCGUCGCAGACGAUCGAAGAACAAGAAGUAUCUAAUAAUUCUAGCGAAAAUAAGAGUAGUUUAGAUUCGUUUGAAACAUGUGUAUAUAGCGAAGAAGUUAAUAUUAACGAGGAAGUAGACAGAUCUGAUGAAUAUAAGGAUAAUAUUAACACAACUGAUCCAGCAACGAAUAAUAACAUGAAUAAUACGAAGCUUUCGAAUAAAGAUGAGAUAACGAAUCAAAAGAAUGCGCAAAUGAUACACAGUAAUAUUGUUUCGGAGGUAUUGAUCAUUUCAAAUGCUGUACAGAAAGAACCGCAAACUGUUAAAGAAUCGACUCCUGUUCCUAUCACGCCACCGGAAUCGAAAAAGGUGAAAAAAGUUGUAAGACAUAAAAGUAAACCGGCACCGCCACCUUCUCCGCCCAUUAAAAAAAUAAAUAGGGACGAAUGUGACUGGGAUAGUUUAUUCGAUGACAAUGGUGACUGUCUGGAUCCAACGCUCAUAGAAGAGUUAACGUCUGCAGUUGGUGAUGUUGUGAUCGAGCAACCAAAAAGCGAUUACAAGACAUACACUAAACACAUCGAAGUAUCCAGCGACGAAUUUGCUCAUGUUGUUGAAAUAUAUAAUUUUCCGUCGGAAUUCAAGACAAGCGAUUUAGCGGCUGUUUUCAGUCCCUUCAAAAAUGGUGGUUUCGAAUUGAAAUGGGUGGACGAUACGCAUUGUCUUGGAGUAUUCAGUAGUCCUCUUGUUGCUGCCGAGGUAUUGGCAUCCGAUCAUCCGUUUGUUAAAACAAGACCGCUAAGCGAGGCAACGGCCUUGAGUAAAACAAAAGCGAAAAGGAGCGCAGAAUUCUUGCAACCUUACAGGAGUCGUCCAGAAACUUGCGCGGCAUUAGCCAGACGCUUGGUUACAGGUGCUUUAGGAGUGAAAUUAGCCACUGCUAGGCAAGAACGCGAACACGAGAAAAACAUACUGCGUGAAGCGAAAGAAAAACGUAGGUUGGCCAAUAAGCAACGAGAGGAUGCUUGGGAAGGUAUAAUUCCCGAAAAGUAGCAUCGUUUGUUGGUAAUGUGAUAAUUGAUAAUGACUUACAUUAUAUGUAAGUGUUUGAUGACAUUUACAUGCAUUUUGUGCCUUACUCAUCUAUUUUUAUCUCAGACAAACUCAUUUUGUCGAACUGAUUUGGCGAUUGGUUUUGGGAACACGGGAUAACUUGCCAAUAGAUGAGUGUGGCAUGACGGAAUACCGUAACGGAUGUUGUAUUUGCUUCGAACUGACAAAUGAGUUUCCAAUGCUUGUUUAUUUUCUACACACACACACAUAUAUAUAUACACAUAUAUGCAUAUCAUAAUGUUCAGACCAGUUAAACGAGCGUGCCUGUUGCAUUAUUUUUUAAUGAAAGGGUAUUAAGUAUUUUAAGUAAAACUCUUUAGACUUGGGCAAUUUACAGCCCUAAAUAUUAGAAAAAUCUAUGAAACAGAAGUAGAAAGGUUUUACGAUACGUGGUUAUUCUUACCUCGACAGUUGCCUCUGUUAGAAAUUUAUAUAUAUGACGAUAAAGAAUGCUGUGUUGUGCAAUGAUAAUACGAGACAAUAAGUUAGAGUAGUAGAAAAUGAAGAUGUAUCCCUUUACACGUGAAUGCAUUAAGUGCGAGCACAUACAUCGAUUUGCAAGCAGUGAUAUGUAAUAAAAAAGUGUCUUCACAAAGUUAUGAUUUCACGAUGAUAAAGCUGUACUAAAAUACAAUGUGGUAUUAUAGUGCUGUAUAAAACAAAAUAUAGCAUAUAUAAAUAAUAUCACUUGUAUAGAUAUAUAUACACGUACGUAUAUAAAUCUGUUAAAUGUUAAAAUCUGACGCACAAUCAUAAUCUGUCUACACAUAUUACAGACUUAUUUAAAGAAAAACAGAAAGCUUAAAACAGAUUGUAUUUUUAUAUACAAUUGUUACCAACAGAGGAAUAAAAGUAUGUAGCGCCAAAUCCUAGUCAAUGUACACAAGAAAACAUGUUACCUAUAUUGUAUAUUAUAUUACUGAAUUUUGUCAGAAGUUGACAAAUGAAUUUAAAAGAAAAAAAUGAUGAAGAAUAAAAAAUAUUUUAUGUACCAUA